Sus scrofa (pig) is the source of this 1402-nucleotide messenger RNA. It is a transcript of the gene ACTA2, whose product is annotated as actin alpha 2, smooth muscle. NCBI's taxonomy places the organism in Eukaryota, Metazoa, Chordata, Mammalia, Artiodactyla, Suidae. The record is from RefSeq and is a predicted model, not a curated record.
ACCACCCAGAGCGGAGAAGCUGAGUCCAGAGCAAUCAGGGGAUGAGGACAUUGGACGAAAAUGUUCUCUAAUAAGCCUUCAAUUUCCCAAAUCUGACCCUGUGAAGCACCAGCCAGGAUGUGUGAAGAAGAGGACAGCACUGCCCUGGUGUGUGACAAUGGUUCUGGGCUCUGUAAGGCCGGCUUUGCUGGGGACGAUGCUCCCAGGGCUGUUUUCCCGUCCAUUGUGGGACGUCCUAGACAUCAGGGGGUGAUGGUGGGAAUGGGACAAAAAGACAGCUACGUGGGUGACGAAGCCCAAAGCAAAAGAGGAAUCCUGACCUUGAAGUACCCAAUAGAACACGGCAUCAUCACCAACUGGGAUGACAUGGAAAAGAUCUGGCACCACUCUUUCUACAAUGAGCUUCGUGUUGCCCCAGAAGAGCAUCCGACCCUGCUCACCGAGGCACCCCUGAACCCCAAGGCCAACCGGGAGAAGAUGACCCAGAUUAUGUUUGAAACUUUCAAUGUCCCAGCCAUGUAUGUGGCUAUUCAGGCGGUGCUGUCCCUCUACGCCUCUGGACGUACGACUGGCAUUGUGCUGGACUCUGGAGAUGGUGUCACCCACAACGUGCCCAUUUACGAGGGCUACGCCCUGCCCCACGCCAUCAUGCGUCUGGACCUGGCGGGCCGAGAUCUCACCGACUACCUCAUGAAGAUCCUGACGGAGCGUGGCUACUCCUUCGUGACCACUGCCGAGCGUGAGAUUGUCCGGGACAUCAAGGAGAAGCUGUGCUAUGUAGCCCUGGACUUUGAAAAUGAGAUGGCCACUGCCGCGUCCUCCUCCUCCCUGGAGAAGAGCUACGAGCUGCCUGACGGGCAGGUGAUCACCAUCGGGAACGAGCGCUUCCGCUGCCCGGAGACCCUGUUCCAGCCCUCCUUCAUCGGGAUGGAGUCUGCUGGCAUCCAUGAGACCACCUACAACAGCAUCAUGAAGUGCGACAUUGACAUCAGGAAGGACCUCUAUGCUAACAACGUCCUCUCUGGGGGCACCACCAUGUACCCCGGCAUUGCCGACCGCAUGCAGAAGGAGAUCACAGCCCUGGCACCCAGCACCAUGAAGAUCAAGAUCAUUGCCCCUCCUGAGCGCAAAUACUCCGUCUGGAUUGGUGGCUCCAUCCUGGCCUCUCUGUCCACCUUCCAGCAAAUGUGGAUCAGCAAACAGGAGUACGACGAAGCCGGGCCGUCCAUUGUCCACCGCAAAUGCUUCUAAAACACUUACCCUGCUCGCUGUCUGUCUCUAGCACACACUGUGAAUGUUUUGUGGAAUAAUGCCUUCAAUUCUUUUCCAAAUCAUUCCUAGCCAAAGCUCUGACUCGUUACCUUAUGUGUUUUUUAAUAAAUCUGAAAUAUGUUACCUGUAA